AGGAGGCGGGGAAUGGGACCGGCCGGGAAGGGGAGCCCCCAGACACCCACAUCAGCUACGCCCUCCUGCCCAAGCAGCCUGCCCUCCGGACGGAGCUUCCGUCUCUCAUUCGCGGACGCGACGGCAAAUUAGCGGGGUGAUGCUGGGUUUUCGUCUCCGAUUCGGUGGAAGAGAGUGAUGCUGCUGCAAGGGAUGGAAAUAGCCAGGUAAAAAAAAAAAAAAAGGAGGCGAGUUCGCAGAGAGUCAUUGAAAUUUCUUAAACGCAAACCGAGGUUAGGAUCGCCCAGUAGCUCAGCUGAGGCGGCCUUGAUUAAAGCGCGCCGCGUUUCCACCUCUCUCCGAGCAGUAAGCCUUGUUUGAAGAGGCUCAACGCCCAGCGCGCGCCUGUCCCCGCUGACCGGAACUGCCUGCCCGCACCCAGCCGGCCUGGUCUCGCCUGAAGGACGUUGCCACCCUCCAGUCAUGAACGCCAUCGUCUUCAACAAGCUCAGUGGCCAAGUGCUCUUCGAAGAAAGUGCCAAGGAGCACGACAGAAACAGCAGCCGGCCUUACGGGCCGGUCCUGGAGGUCUCCCCUCACCCGGAGGUCCUCCUGCCCGACCGUCCUCCCAAUAAAGACAACCUCAGCAUUCGCCAUAAAAGGACGGGCUCCCGGCAGAACAGUGGGAAGGUGAGGCACAAGCGCCAGGCCCUGCAGGAUAUGGCACGACCACUGAAGCAGUGGUUGUAUAAGCACCGGGAUAAUCCCUACCCAACUAAGACAGAGAAGAUCUUGCUGGCUCUUGGCUCCCAGAUGACUUUGGUCCAGGUAUCAAAUUGGUUUGCCAAUGCAAGGCGGCGUCUUAAAAAUACUGUCCGCCAACCGGAUCUCAGCUGGGCUUUACGAAUAAAACUAUACAAUAAGUAUGUUCAAGGAAAUGCUGAACGGCUUAGCGUAAGCAGUGAUGAUUCAUGUUCUGAAGAUGUUGAAAACCCUCCCCAAAAUGAAGGAGAAUACAACACACAGGUUCAUCAUACUGUGAUUAAAUCAGAAAGUUCUGUCAUAAAAUCUGGAGUAAAACCAGAAGGAAGUGCCAAUGAGGAUUAUGUGGCACCUCCUAAAUAUAAAAACAGCUUAUUAAAUCGCUACCUGAAUGACUCGCUGAGACAUGUGAUGACCACAGAUGCAGACCUGAUGGAAAAAGCAAGACAAAGGAAUCAUUCUGGAUCAUUCAGCUCUAAUGAGUUCGAAGAAGAACUGGUGUCGCCAUCAUCCUCCGAAACUGAUGGAAAUUUUGUCUACCGGACAGAAACUUUGGAGAAUGGACCUAACAAGUGUGAAAGUGGAGCUAACAGGAAAAGAUCAAGCAAAGAUGAGACGUAUUGGAAGGAGAUCAAUGCAGCGAUGGCCUUAACCAAUCUUGCCCAGGGAAAGGACAAACUGCAGGGUACAACCAGCUGUAUCAUUCAGAAAUCCUCACACAUAUCAGAAGUGAAGACAGUCAAAGUUCCACUAGUGCCAAUGCCAUUUUAAGAGAAAAUGUGAUUUCGCUAUCUUUUUCAUGCUGUUCAUUUUCUUGUAAGAUCACAAAAGAUCUAGAAUAGGGAUUGAAGCUCCUAUUGUAGUCUGUGACAGUCAGGACGAAUAAGAAUGAGCGUAGCUCACCGAAAAGGUCUCACCAGCAAGCACUAGCAAAAAGAUCCUGAAGAGGUUUGUGUGGUUCUCAUUCAUUUUCUUCUUUGCGAGUAAAAGCUAUUCCCAAUAAUUUGUGUUCUGUUAUGGUACAGUAAUCAAGAAAUACUCUCUCAGGCUAAAUUGUUUCUUAAAUAACAUGUCAGUUAUGGGGGGGGGGGAAGUCCCCUGCAUUUUUCUUCUUAAGUCAAAUUAUUAACUUAUUUUAUUGUAUUAAUCACGCUGCACAUUAAGCAUCUGCAUUGCUAUAACAAUAAGUGCCUUGCUUUCUUACAGUAAGCUACAACGUGGGCAUAGCUUUAGACAUCUGUGCCUCAAAAUGUCAACCACCCAACACUUAACCUUGCAUGUAGUUCUAAGUGCAUCCUGGCCAUUCAAAGCUGACGUCAGAAAGGGUAUUAUUGCUGGUUUGAAGCCCUCAGACCUUUGGUUUAUCUGAAUUAGAGAUCCAGUAAUAUCUAAAAUGAAAUUGCUAUAUUUUACCAUGGAAGAAAAAUUGAUUAUUACCAGGCAAUACUCUGCUUUGCUCAAGUGAAAUCAAAUUGCUAUAUUUUGUUUGAUAAGAUACCAAUUGAAUUAUUUUGAUAAGUGUGAUAGUAUGACUUCAAGAGCUUGGGGUCCAGAUUAAAAAAAAGAAAUAAACCUCAGUCAUUUUAAGAAGCAUUCUAACAUCAAGCACAUUUAUAGGAGAUAUGAAGCAGCCUUCGUUUCAGGUGCUUUGCAAUUUGGAUGUUGUUGUUUCUCAAAAUGAUUAAAAAAUACAGUGCCUCUUCUUUCACUGACUGCUCUUUUUACUCUUAUUAUUGUUGAGCAUGAGAGCAAGAUAGCAGGUCAAAGAGAAAUUAAAUCUCACCUAUGAAAAUGUUCUUGUUCUUAGCUUUAUAUAGUGCUUAAUUUUUUUUUACAUGAAAACUAUCCUGUGACAGCUUAAGAGUUGUUCUUGUUGCAGUAAAGCUAUCAAUAAAUCCAGUAUAGAGUCCUCCCUUUUGAAGUCUCCUUUAGAUUUAUUGAAACUGUUAUGUAAGUAAACAAAGCAGCUCACUUUUUUGGUACCAAAUCAAUCUAUGCUUCAGUUUAUUAUUUACAUUGGAGCUCUGUAACUUUCCACGACGGAAACCGUUAUUGCCUUAAUGCAUCCAAAAUGUUUUUAUUUUGGUAUGGAAUGUAUCAAAUGAAGGCAAUCCCCAUUUCAAUGAAGGAAAAAGGGCAUAAUGAAAUCUAUAUAUUAUAUAAAGUGAAAAGCCUGAAUUAAAAACAUGUGGGGUACACAACAGACAAAAUUGUGGCACUGACUCAAUUUAAAGUUAAAAUAGAUGCUAAAUUAGGCAUUAAAAACAACAUUUUAAACCCCUAGAUUUGACUGCCAUUGAGUCAAGUGAAUUGUAUAAAAUAGUUUUUAUGGAGGUGUAUCAAAUUUUUCUUCAACCAUCCAGAAAUGUUCUAAUCAGGUUCCUUCCCUUAUGUAAACAACAGUAAAGCUCCAAAUAGUUUAUAUUGAGUGGUAAAAGAAAAUUAGAGAAAAAAGUUGAUUGUUAGAGUUUGUUUAGCAAAGUUGAAACCAAACUUAUUUUCCUUUGUUUGAAUGUUACAUUUGAAUAACAAUAUCCAGACUAAAUUGUAAACCUAGUUUUGAGAAAAUAUCAUUUAACCUCUAAUCUUGCUUUUUUCCCCAGCCUAGCUAUAUAUAGCCAAUAAAAAGAAAAAAAAAAAAUCAGUAUAUGUUAGCUGAGAUAGACAAGGCAGAAACAAUGUUUAAUUCCUCAUGUUCUCACCUGAUGGAAUUCUCCCUCUAAAAGGAGUGGGUGACCUGUACCCUCUGCAGCCUUAGUUCUUUGGCGGCAGUAUUCAAAUCCUACUUGACCAUAAUUCCCCCAAAUGCAAAGCACCCUUCCCACCACUUCAGAGUGUAAAAAGCAUGAAAAUGGUAAUAUAAUUUCUAAUAUAGAAAUAUCCCAGUGGAAGGAACAAGGAAACAGCUUUUCCCUUACAUUCCGUCCUGACCAUUUGAUAUGGAGUCAUGGUGUGACCCUUUCAACACUCUGGUCCUUAGCCUCCCUAAAAUGUUCAAUAUCCACCAGACUUUUGCCUACUUUUACCUGAUAUGGUCAGGUUUAUACAUCCAUGAGGUGUUCUUUGUGUAUAGGACUCCUAGCAGAAGAGCAGGUAAGAAUGAAUUAAUACUUUGACGUGUUCAUACAGCUCUGCAUAGAAUUCUUUUAAUAUGUGCUAAUUUUCUGGAUUCUUGGCAGUAUAACCAAUCAAAGUAAGCCAGAUUAAAUCUAACCUGGAUUACAAAAUCAACCAGGUUUCAUUCUUAAACUCUGUUGGGAGGGUAGGUAACCUUGUGAACAAUUCAAAGCUUUCUGUUUUAAAUAAAAACUACCGCAUGUCUAAAUUGACUUCUAAUUUCCUGAUCAUGGACAGCACUGUGUAGGGUCCUUAUAGGACAGUGGUUCUCAACCUUUUUAAUGCCGCGACCCCAUAAUACAGUUCCCCAUGUUGUGGUGACCCCCAACCACUUAUACAUCACCGGGUGCCAGGGUCGUGGCCAAAGAAAAGGGGGGAAAAGUGGCGGACAGCCUUGUUUGGCGACCCCUGUGAAAUGGUCGUUCAACCCCAAAUGGGGUCCCGACCCACAGGUUGAGAACCACUGUUAUAGGAGGAAGAUAAGUGGGGGUUAAAUUGUGCAAGAAACAUCUAUAGUCAAAAGAAGCUUCCUAAGUCACCAUGUAUACAUGGAAGCAGUGGAUAUAGGCUGCAGAAGAUUUGCACCUGUUGCACUCCCUCCAUGUAGAGGGACAUUCCUAGCAAUGUGAGAGAGGCAGGAGAACCAUCCCUUGAUGAAGCUAACUUUCAGGUAUGCAGAAUGAUUUUCAAGUGUAGCCAGUUCCAAUUGCACUAAUAUAAACUAGCAGGUAUCCGCCUUGAUGUAACUUGUAGAAUGCAUCUUGAUGUAACAUAGAAUUUUGUGAUGAUGGUUAUUUCUAAACUGUAUAGUUAAAAUGAUUUGAUAUGAAAAAUAUAUAUAUUUUCUACACAAAUAUAUAUAUAUAUAUAUUUACUUUUUUAGGGGCCGUUUUCAUUGACAUGAAAAAGCAGGAAAUAUACUGUAUGUUAUGACUGUAUGAACAGCUGAAGUUUACUUUUGAAUGAUUUACAUCAUUAUGCAAAAGAGAUUUCCCCACACUUAUGGCUUUGACAACCAAUCUACUGGAUUUUCUCAUAACAAUGUGAGUUUUUAAAAUAAAAACAGAGAGUAAGUGCUUCGCUUUAGUUCAUACUAUUGUAAAUUAUUCUGCUAUUAACUAUUUUGUGAAAAUAAACUGCCUUGCCAAACUUUUCUGUAAGAUGUUUUCCAUUUUGUUUUGUUUAAAAAAUUCAAGUGAAUGACAGUAUCAACAAAAUUACUAAUAUGUGGAAGAAAGAAUGAAGAUAAACCCAAAGAAUAAAUGUUACUAUACAAAACAA
Crotalus tigris (Tiger rattlesnake) is the source of this 5139-nucleotide messenger RNA. RefSeq names its product mohawk homeobox (gene MKX). Gene Ontology annotation, biological process: muscle organ development; cell development; regulation of transcription by RNA polymerase II. Gene Ontology annotation, molecular function: DNA-binding transcription factor activity, RNA polymerase II-specific; RNA polymerase II cis-regulatory region sequence-specific DNA binding. Lineage: Eukaryota; Metazoa; Chordata; Lepidosauria; Squamata; Viperidae. The record is from RefSeq and is a predicted model, not a curated record. Bases 463 to 1512 code for a protein of 349 amino acids. The transcript has 7 exons. Gene Ontology annotation, cellular component: nucleus.